AUGAAGAGAAAUAAGAAUGUUUCUAGAAUUGGGGAGAAUGACGUUGAAGAUCAUGAGAAUGACAUAAUGGUUGACAUUGAAGAUGAAGAAAAGUGGGUUGAUCAGACUGGUACGCAAGCUAAACUAUCUAUCAGAGAGAACAAGCUUCCCAAGAACAUUCCUUCAGCUCCCGUUGACAAUUUUAAUUACAAGUUGUUUGUUAGGAAACAUGUUGAUGGCUUUGUCAUUCAUACUAUUGCUGAUAUUGAUGAAACCGAUUUGGGAAUUGAUGAAGAUAUGUUGGAAGUGGCUCAUUUCUCUAGAUUUGUGAGAAGUCAUAUUCUCAAGGCAUUAAUUCAUGAAGCAAAAAUGGUGCAAGAGAUUAUUGAUACGUUCACUACAAAGAAAAGUGUUUAUAAAUGA
Vicia faba (fava bean) is the source of this 402-nucleotide messenger RNA. The record is from the annotation of a GenBank genome assembly. NCBI's taxonomy places the organism in Eukaryota, Viridiplantae, Streptophyta, Magnoliopsida, Fabales, Fabaceae.